Messenger RNA from Besnoitia besnoiti, 1038 nucleotides. Its product is annotated as SAG-related sequence. The coding region runs from base 1 to 1038 and encodes 345 amino acids. Gene Ontology annotation, cellular component: membrane. The record is from RefSeq and is a predicted model, not a curated record. The transcript is spliced from 2 exons. Lineage: Eukaryota; Apicomplexa; Conoidasida; Eucoccidiorida; Sarcocystidae.
AUGGCAUCCGCGAACCACCCUUCCAGUGGAGUCCUGCCCGCUCGUAAGUAUCGGGCGGUUUUCCUUCGCUGGUUUCUUCUCGUGGUCCUACAGGGCAGCUGCUUCUGUGUCCUAGGCAACGAGAGUUCGGACACUUCUGAUGUCGAGACGUGCGAUACCGGGGGUGCUCAAAUCACUUUGAUAGCGGAGAAGCCUGGGGAACUCAAAUUCAAGUGUGGUCAGAGGUUUCCCACCUUGGUUCCUACCCUCAAGCCGUCUCCAAUGGUCUGCGAUUCUGCGGAAUGUGGCUCGCUUGAGGAUCUUGACAAAGCUUCACCGGGUGCUCAGCUGGUCCAUGUCGACAAUGCCAAUAAUACGUAUAAGCUCACGACCAAAAAGUGGGCAGAAUACAGCAGAUUUAUUUAUCUCCAGUGCAGGGCACAAACGCCAGCAGUUCAAGGCUUGGAGGCCAAAGCGGCCCUUGCUAAGCAAACUGCAGAGGGUAUAACAGGCGGUGAAAAGUGCGUGGUCCGCAUUGUCCUCAGGGCGCAGGCGGAAUCUGACUCGGAACCCCUUCCGUCAAAUCAAUGCAGCACGCCAACUGGUCAGGUUUUCUUUAGCAUCGGAUAUCAUGGUGCCUCUGCAACAUUCACCUGCGGCAAAAAUAUGACUCUGUCCCCCGAGUCGCAAACGGCCGUAUACCGGACAGCAGAUUGCACGGGGCCGACGCCAAUUACGGAUCUCCUCCCGCAAGCCAGCUUAAAGAAACAAACAACGGGGUCUGGCUCUUCAGAGAAUCCAUCGUACACCUUGACAGUUCCUGAACUGCCUCAAAAUCCGGUUGAUCAGCUGUGUUUCAAGUGCGUGGGGAAAAACAGUUCCGCAGACGUGUGCAAAGUGCUAAUUGCCGUUGAGCCGUUAUCAGAGAUGGACGUGCCGCCGUCUACAAACGCAGAUGGAACAGAGGGCGACAAAGCCACGAGUGGGGCGACGGCCCACGGCGUCCUUCACGCCUUGCUAAUUUGGACUCUCGGUGUCGCAGCAGCCCGACUUUCGUAA